Messenger RNA from Cervus elaphus (red deer), 1736 nucleotides. RefSeq names its product BCL2 binding component 3 (gene BBC3). The record is from RefSeq and is a predicted model, not a curated record. The transcript has 4 exons. NCBI's taxonomy places the organism in Eukaryota, Metazoa, Chordata, Mammalia, Artiodactyla, Cervidae. Gene Ontology annotation, cellular component: mitochondrion. Gene Ontology annotation, biological process: execution phase of apoptosis; release of cytochrome c from mitochondria; intrinsic apoptotic signaling pathway in response to endoplasmic reticulum stress. Bases 160 to 741 code for a protein of 193 amino acids.
CCGCGCUCGCCUGGCGGGCGGGGCGGGCGCACGUGGCGGCGGCGGCGGCGUGGUGGGGGGGACUAUGACAGCGCAGGGGGGCGUCUGGGCCCGCCGUGGGAGCGCGCGUGUGCGGGGUGGUGGAUCUGCAGGUGUCUCGCCUGGGCCCCAGGGAGCGCCAUGGCCCGAGCACGCCAGGAGGGCAGCUCCCCGGAGCCCGUAGAGGGCCUGGCCCGCGACGGCCCGCGCCCCUUCCCGCUCAGCCGCCUGGUGCCCUCGGCGGUGUCCUGCGGCCUCUGCGAACCCGGCCUGCCUGCUGCCCCGGCCGCCCCCGCCCUGUUGCCCGCCGCCUACCUCUGCGCCCCCACCGCCCCGCCCGCCGUCACCGCCGCCCUGGGGGCCCCCCGCUGGCCUGGGGGUCCCCGCAGCCGGCCCCGAGGCCCACGACCCGACGGUCCUCAGCCUUCACUCUCGCCCGCGGAGCAGCACCUGGAAUCGCCAGUGCCGAGCGCCCCGGGGGCCCUGGCGGGCGGCCCCACCCAAGCGGCCCCGGGAGUCCGGGGGGAGGAGGAGCAGUGGGCCCGAGAGAUCGGGGCCCAGCUGCGGCGGAUGGCGGACGACCUCAACGCGCUGUACGAGCGGCGGAGACAAGAGGAGCAGCAGCGACACCGCCCCUCGCCCUGGAGAGUCCUGUACAAUCUCAUCAUGGGACUCCUGCCCUUCCCCGGGGGCCGCGGAGCCCCCGAGGUGGAGCCCAAUUAGGUGCCUGUACCCGCCCGGUGGACGUCACGGACUCGGGGGGGCAGGACCCUCCCAACUCCUGACGCCCUGGCCAGCGCGGGGGACUCUUUCUGCACCAUGUAGCAUACUGGACUACAGCCCUGCCCAACCCAGGGGCGGGCCAGGGCAGCCACUCCCGACCCAGCCCCGGCCUAGCCCCGGGGAGCACUGAUGGAGACGUGGACUCCUGGGCCCCUGGCUGAGGGGCCAGGGGAGAGAGGGCUGACGGACUUGGCGUCUGAAGGCGGCGGGGACCGAGGGGGCAGGGCCUGAGCUGCUCCCCUCUGCCACCCACCACCAUCUCAGGAAAGGCUGCUGGUGCUGGCUGCCCAUUCCAGCUGCAGCGGUGACACUGGGGGGCGGGGGUCUCUCCCCCCAGCGCUCCUUCACUUUGGGCCUGGCCUCAGGCCCCUGGUGCUUCCCCCCCUCCUCCCGGGGAGGGGGCCCAUGAAGAGCAAAUGAGCCAAACGUGACCACUAGCCUCCUGGAGCCAGAGAGUGGGGUGUGUCCUGAUGGGUGCCCCGGCCCAGUGCCCAGCCAUCUUCCCUGAGCCAGCCGGCAGGUGGUGGGCAUGCCUGCCUCACCUUCAUCUGGGGGUGGCCAGGAGGGGCCCAGACUGUGAAUCCUGUGCUCUGCCCGCGACCACCCCCCGCUCCCCCCCAUCAAUCCCAUUGCAUAGGUUUAGAGAGAGCACGUGUGACCACUGGCAUUCAUUUGGGGGGUGGGAUAUUUUGGCGGAAGCCGCCCCAGCCUUAGUCCCCAGGGCGAAGCGCUGGGGGGAGACGGGGAGUCAGGGAGGGGGGGAAAAUCUCAGAAGAGGGAGGAGUCUGGGAGCGGGGAGGGAUGGCCCAGCCUGUAAAAUACUGUAUAUUCGCUGCUGUAGAUACCGGAAUGAAUUUUCUGUACAUGUUUGGUUAAUUUUUUUUGUACAUGAUUUUUGUAUGUUUCCUUUUCAAUAAAAUCAGAUUGGAACAGUG